Molecule: messenger RNA, 903 nt
Organism: Oryza sativa Japonica Group (Japanese rice)
Lineage: Eukaryota; Viridiplantae; Streptophyta; Magnoliopsida; Poales; Poaceae
Source: RefSeq, a predicted model, not a curated record
CCGCAGCGUCCGGUGUCAUCGAUCGUGGCAGGGAAGUCCGGAGUUGGAAGCGAUCGAUGGCGGCUACUACGACGGGACGAGUUGUUGCACUCGGCGCGGUGGCCGUGGUGGUGGCGCUGACAUUCCUCGCCGGCGGCGCGGACGCCGACUGCUACGACUUCUGCUUCAAGGACUGCAUGGCCAGGGAGAACAACAUGGUCGACUACUGCAGCUACGCCUGCGACAAGACGUGCCAGCCGGACAAGCCCACGCUGUACUCGUCGUCGUCGUCGUCCCGCCUCGCCGGCGACAUGGAGUGCCAACUCUCCUGCGCCUUGGGCUCCUGCCACCGCCUCCUUCCGGACGGCAAGGGCGCCGUGGAGGCCUGCUUCGGGCAGUGCUACGACGGCUGCAAGACCACGGCGGCGGCCAGACUGCCGAGGCCUCUCCGCGCCGGCCACUACGUGCUCUCUAGUCCCCCUGAUGACGUAGACCAUGAUCCGGACCACCGCUACGUGUUCUCUAGCCCCCAUGAUGACGUAGACCAUGAUCCGGACCAAGUGUUCGCUAGUCCACCUGACGACAUAGACCGCCAUGUAUUCGCUGCUCCUCCUGAUGUUCUCGCUGCUCUUCCUGGUGAGCCGGACCACGCCUGACAAAACUGAUCACACAACUUCGCUACCUGCUGCGAACGAAUAAUCUAGCGCUGCAUGCAGCAGCAGCAUGCACACAUGUGCACACUAAUUAUAUGUCAUAUGCACUUCUAUGUCGCAAUAUAUGUAUAUGUUCUCCAUGUAAAGAUAGCGUAGUAGCGUGUGAGUGACUGUAUGCGUGCAGAAGGCCGGAUUGGUCCACUACUAGACUGCUUGCUAUCUAUGUGUAAGCGAAAGUUCAGAGAUAUCACUGCUCAUUUGUUUUCUUCUC